Messenger RNA from Parnassius apollo (apollo), 1149 nucleotides. The record is from the annotation of a GenBank genome assembly. Lineage: Eukaryota; Metazoa; Arthropoda; Insecta; Lepidoptera; Papilionidae.
AUGACUGCGUUCAUACAUAGAAGGAGGCUGUUUGAAGAACUGUCGAUGAAGGAGUGGGACAUCCCGUACGACGAGCUGAAGCUGUUCGAGGUGAUCGGUACGGGGCGGUUCGGCACCGUGUACCGCGGCAGCUGGCACGGUGCGGUGGCCGUUAAGCUGCUGCACGUGCACUCGCUCACCGACCACUGCCUGCAGCUGGACACCUUCAAGCACGAGGUACGUGCCUUCGCCUUCACUCGUCAAGCUGCUGCACGUGCACUCGCACACCGACCACUGCCUGCAGCUCGACAACCUACAAGCACGAGUUGGAUACCUCCAACCGCGAGGUACGUGCCUUCGCCUUCACUCGUCAAGCUGCUGCACGUGAACUCGCUCACCGACCACUGCCUGCAGCUCGACACCUUCAAGCACGAGGUAGCGACGUUCCGCAAGACGCGGCACGAGAACCUGGUGCUGUUCAUGGGCGCGUGUAUGAAGCCGCCUCGCCUCGCCAUCGUCACGUCGCUGUGCAAGGGCAUGACGCUGCACACGCACAUCCACCUGCGCAAGGACAAGUUCACCGCCAACAAGAGCGUGCUCGUCGCGCAACAGAUCUCGCAGGGUAUGGGAUAUCUCCACGCGCGGGGUAUCAUCCACAAGGAUCUCAAAACAAAAAACAUAUUCCUCGAGAAUGGCAAAGUUGUGAUCACAGACUUCGGCCUGUUUAGCGUAACUAAACUUUGUUUCGGAACCAACGCGCGCGGCGACAGUCUGGGCAUCCCGCCGGGCUGGCUAUGCUACCUGGCGCCCGAGCUGGUACGCGCGCUGCGUCCGCACGCCUCGCUGCAUCUGCCCUUCUCCAAGGAUACAGACGUCUACGCAUUCGGAACGGUCUGGUAUGAGCUACUGUGUGGUGAAUACCCUUUCAAGGGGCAGCCGCCUGAGGCGAUCAUAUGGCAAGUGGGGAAGGGAGCUAAGCAGUCACUGUCUAACAUGCAAGCUUCUCGAGAUAUCAAAGAUAUUUUAAUGCUGUGCUGGUCAUACCGUGCGAACGAACGACCUGAUUUCCCCCACCUCCUGUCAACACUGGAGAAGCUGCCGCGUAAGAGGCUCGCUCGGUCUCCCUCGCACCCCGUACAUCUGUCUCGCUCUGCGGACUCGGUGUUCUGA